AUGCUGAAUGUGUACGCAGUACACAUUCAGCAGUUUGAGUACGCAGGUCCGGCUUGGAGUCGCCACCUCGAAAAGGAUGUAAGGAAACUUGAGCAGGUACGGAGGUUUGCAAGGAGGCUUGACCAGACCGACUGUGGGGGUUCGAUACGAAGAAUGAUUGAGGGAGGUGGCCAUGACAAUGCUAAAAUACAUGUGGUAUCUGACCAUGUGGUAUCUGACCAUGUGGGAUCUGAGUAUGUGUUAUCUGAGUAUGUGGUAUCUGACCAUGUGGGAUCUGAGUAUGUGUUAUCUGAGCAUGUGGUAUCUGAGCAUGUGGUAUCUGACCAUGUGGUAUCUGAGCAUGUGGUAUCUGAGCAUGUGGUAUCUGACCAUGUGGGAUCUGAGUAUGUGUUAUCUGAGCAUGUGGUAUCUGACCAUGUGGGAUCUGAGUAUGUGUUAUCUGAGCAUGUGGUAUCUGAGCAUGUGGUAUCUGAGCAUGUGGUAUCUGAGCAUGUGGUAUCUGAGCAUGUGGUAUCUGAGCAUGAGGUAUCUGAGCAUGAGGUAUCUGAGCAUGUGGUAUCUGAGCAUGAGGUAUCUGAGCAUGAGGUAUCUGAGCAUGUGGUAUCUGAGCAUGUGGUAUCUGAGCAUGUGGUAUCUGAGCAUGUGGUAUCUGAGCAUGUGGUAUCUGAGCAUGUGGUAUCUGAGCAUGUGGUAUCUGAGCAUGAGGUAUCUGAGCAUGAGGUAUCUGAGCAUGAGGUAUCUGAGCAUGUGGUAUCUGAGCAUGUGGUAUCUGAGCAUGUGGUAUCUGAGCAUGUGGUAUCUGAGCAUGUGGUAUCUGAGCAUGUGGUAUCUGAGCAUGAGGUAUCUGAGCAUGUGGUAUCUGAGCAUGAGGUAUCUGAGCAUGUGGUAUCUGAGCAUGUGGUAUCUGAGCAUGUGGUACCUGAGCAUGUGGUAUCUGAGCAUGUGGUAUCUGAGCAUGUGGUAUCUGAGCAUGUGGUAUCUGAGCAUGUGGUAUCUGAGCAUGUGGUAUCUGAGCAUGUGGUAUCUGAGCAUGUGGUAUCUGAGCAUGUGGUAUCUGAGCAUGUGGUAUCUGAGCAUGAGGUAUCUGAGCAUGUGGUAUCUGAGCAUGUGGUAUCUGAGCAUGAGGUAUCUGAGCAUGUGGUAUCUGAGCAUGUGGUAUCUGAGAUCGAAGAGAGCUUCGUGAGCAAGUUGACGCUCUUUCGUAGCCUCUGGAGAGCUGCAUCCUCUUGUAAGCGUUGUUCUGGGUCAUGUGUCUCUCAAGACGCCAGACUCUCAAGAUGCCAGACUCUCAAGACGCCAGACUCUCAAGACGCCAGACUCUCAAGACGCCAGACCCCCAACACGCCAGACUCUCAAGACGCCAGACUCUCAAGACGCCAGACACUCAAGACGCCAGACUCUCAAGACGCCAGACUCUCAAGACGCCAGACUCUCAAGACGCCAGACUCUCAAGACGCCAGACGUGAUCAUAGCACAGUUGCAAAAUAUUAUGAACUAAUACCGCAGCGUUUCUUGCGUGCAGCCCAACAGCUGCCCCAGCUUCCUGGAGCACAGCGCUGCCCCAGCUUCCUGGAGCCCAGCGCUGCCCCAGCUUCCUGGAGCCCAGCGCUGCCCCAGCUUCCUGGAGCCCAGCGCUACCCCAGCUUCCUGGAGCCCAGCGCUGCCCCAGCUUCCUGGAGCCCAGCGCUACCCCAGCUUCCUGGAGCCCAGCGCUACCCCAGCUUCCUGGAGCCCAGCACUACCCCAGCUCCCUGCAGCCCAGCGCUGCCCCAGCUUCCUGGAGCCCAGCACUACCCCAGCUUCCUGGAGCCCAGCACUACCCCAGCUUCCUGGAGCCCAGCACUACCCCAGCUUCCUGGAGCCCAACACUACCCCAGCUUCCUGGAGCCCAGCACUACCCCAGCUUCUUGGAGCCCAGCGCUACCCCAGCUUCCUGGAGCCCAGCGCUACCCCAGCUUCCUGGAGCCUAGCGCUACCCCAGCUUCCUGGAUCCCAGCGCUGCCCCAGCUUCCUGGAGCCCAGCACUACCCCAGCUUCCUGGAGCCCACCGAUGCCCCAGCUUCCUGGAGCACAGCGCUGCCCCAGCUUCCUGGAGCCCAGCGCUGCCCCAGCUUCCUGGAGCCCAGCGCUGCCCCAGCUUCCUGGAGCCCAGCACUACCCCAGCUUCCUGGAGCCCAGCACUACCCCAGCUUCCUGGAGCCCAGCACUACCCCAGCUUCCUGGAGCCCAGCACUACCCCAGCUUCCUGGAGCCCAGUACUACCAGCUUCCUGGAGCCCAGCACUACCCCAGCUUCCUGGAGCCCAGCGCUGCCCCAGCUUCCUGGAGCCCAGCGCUACCCCAGCUUCCUGGAGCCCAGCGCUACCCCAGCUUCCUGGAGCCCAGCGCUACCCAGCUUCCUGGAGCCCAGCACUACCCCAGCUUCCUGGAGCCCAGCGCUGCCCCAGCUUCCUGGAGCCCAGCGCUGCCCCAGCUUCCUGGAGCCCAGCGCUACCCCAGCUUCCUGGAGCCCAGCGCUGCCCUAGCUUCCUGGAGCCCAGCGCUGCCCCAGCUUCCUGGAGCCCAGCGCUGCCCCAGCUUCCUGGAGCCCAGCGCUGCCCCAGCUUCCUGGAGCCCAGCACUACCCCAGCUUCCUGGAGCCCAGCAUUGCCAGCUUCCUGGAGCCCAGCACUACCCCAGCUUCCUGGAGCCCAGCGCUGCCCCAGCUUCCUGGAGCCCAGCGCUGCCCCAGCUUCCUGGAGCCCAGCGCUGCCCCAGCUUCCUGGAGCCCAGCGCUGCCCCAGCUUCCUGGAGCCCAGCGCUGCCCCAGCUUCCUGGAGCCCAGCGCUGCCCCAGCUUCCUGGAGCCCAGCGCUACCCCAGCUUCCUGGAGCCUAGCGCUACCCCAGCUCCCUGGAGCCCAGCGCUGCCCCAGCUUCCUGGAGCCCAGCACUACCCCAGCUUCCUGGAGCCCAGCACUACCCCAGCUUCCUGGAGCCCAACACUACCCCAGCUUCCUGGAGCCCAGCACUACCCCAGCUUCUUGGAGCCCAGCGCUACCCCAGCUUCCUGGAGCCCAGCACUACCCCAGCUUCCUGGAGCCCACCGAUGCCCCAGCUUCCUGGAGCACAGCGCUGCCCCAGCUUCCUGGAGCCCAGCGCUGCCCCAGCUUCCUGGAGCCCAGCGCUGCCCCAGCUUCCUGGAGCCCAGCAUUGCCAGCUUCCUGGAGCCCAGCACUACCCCAGCUUCCUGGAGCCCAGCGCUGCCCUAGCUUCCUGGAGCCCAGCACUGCCAGCUUCCUGGAGCCCAGCACUACCCCAGCUUCCUGGAGCCCAGCACUACACCAGCUUCCUGGAGCCCAGCGCCACCCCAGCUUCCUGGAGCCCUCAAGAAGCGCUCUACUGGUGAUUGAGCCCGGCACUUACUGCUUUAUAGAGCCCUCAAGGAGCUUAAUGAGCCAGAGACGGUGUCCAGCGUUGACAGUUUCAUAG
This is a messenger RNA of Procambarus clarkii (red swamp crayfish), 3468 nucleotides long. NCBI's taxonomy places the organism in Eukaryota, Metazoa, Arthropoda, Malacostraca, Decapoda, Cambaridae. The record is from RefSeq and is a predicted model, not a curated record.